This is a messenger RNA of Aphanomyces astaci, 824 nucleotides long. RefSeq lists its product as hypothetical. The transcript has a single exon. The coding region runs from base 83 to 661 and encodes 192 amino acids. The record is from RefSeq and is a predicted model, not a curated record. Lineage: Eukaryota; Oomycota; Saprolegniomycetes; Saprolegniales; Verrucalvaceae.
GAUGUUACUAUCGCGUUUAUUAUUAUUAUUGCUGGACAAUCCUUGAUAGUAGCUACAGUACUAUAUAUGGCAACCUUACGCCAUGUUCACAUGUACAGUACAAGAUUGUUUGUUGCCUGUGGUCAGUUCAGAGAUGGCGGCCGAAGCAACCGAGGCCCUGGCGAGACUUCCGACGCUGGAGCGACUGGCGGAGCUCAGGUCGAUCGAGGACGUUCAGGUGCGACGGCAGAAGACCAAGGACGUCCACGCACUUCUGCUUCGGGAAUGGAAGCAAGAUCGACGCUGGGGUGGGAUGGGCCGACACCUGGUCGAAGACAUCCACGUGUCGUUUCGACGAGGCUUUGAGAUGCUGGUCAAGAAGGGGGAGAUGCGCCGAGAAGUGAACGUGUCGUCGUUCCGCCAACUUGAUAACAGCCUGCACCAUCACCACAGCAUCGAAGAUCACUCGUGGUUUCCGCGUCUCAAGCAAUUGCACCCUGAGAGCCGCUCCGAAGUGGACAUACUCGAACGAGACCAUCGCAAACUCAUCGAAUUGGAAUCUCGCGUGGCGUCCGGCGACUACGAUGCCCUUGUCGAGUUCGUCGAACACCUCAUGGACCAUCUGAACCGCGAAGAAAUGCUGUCUGUGCCGUGGCUGCUGGAGGGCACUGGCGGGUUGUAAGCCAAGUUAGGCUAGCUACAGUAGCUCCAUCAAUGUCCAUGUUCUAGGCAACAUGCAACAAAACUUGCUGUUGUUUCGGAUGAUGAUCUGGCCAAUGAACGGGCGAACCUUCAGCAUUUAGUAAUAUACCUCCAAUAAUGUAUAUGCUCAAUCAAAAUGGAAA